Molecule: messenger RNA, 2208 nt
Organism: Nematolebias whitei (Rio pearlfish)
Lineage: Eukaryota; Metazoa; Chordata; Actinopteri; Cyprinodontiformes; Rivulidae
Product: probable histone deacetylase 1-B
Exons: 11
Coding region: 41-1564 (507 amino acids)
Molecular function (GO): histone deacetylase activity
Source: RefSeq, a predicted model, not a curated record
CGGCGAGCAAGCAACGAACUCAGUGGGUAACUGGUGUAAAAUGGCGCUGUCUCAAGGAACAAAGAAAAAAGUUUGCUAUUACUAUGACGGUGAUGUGGGAAACUACUACUAUGGUCAAGGCCAUCCCAUGAAACCCCACAGGAUCCGCAUGACGCACAACCUCCUCCUUAACUAUGGACUUUACAGGAAAAUGGAGAUCUACAGACCACACAAAGCCAGUGCUGAGGAGAUGACGAAGUACCACAGUGACGACUACAUUAAGUUCCUGAGGUCCAUCCGCCCAGACAACAUGUCUGAGUACAGUAAACAAAUGCAGAGAUUUAACGUCGGCGAGGACUGUCCAGUUUUCGAUGGACUCUUUGAGUUUUGUCAGCUCUCCACAGGCGGCUCUGUAGCCGGAGCGGUGAAGCUCAACAAGCAGCAGACGGACAUAGCAGUCAACUGGGCUGGUGGACUUCACCACGCCAAGAAGUCUGAGGCUUCUGGUUUCUGCUACGUCAACGACAUCGUCCUCGCCAUCCUGGAGCUCCUCAAAUACCACCAGAGGGUUUUGUACAUCGAUAUCGACAUCCACCAUGGCGAUGGAGUAGAGGAGGCCUUUUACACCACAGACAGGGUCAUGACUGUCUCAUUCCACAAAUAUGGAGAAUACUUUCCUGGCACUGGAGACCUGAGAGACAUUGGAGCAGGAAAGGGCAAGUACUAUGCUGUGAACUACCCUCUUAGAGACGGCAUUGACGAUGAGUCAUAUGAAGCCAUUUUCAAGCCCAUCAUGGCUAAGGUGAUGGAGAUGUACCAGCCGAGUGCUGUGGUUCUGCAGUGUGGAGCAGAUUCUCUUUCUGGUGACAGGCUGGGCUGCUUCAACCUGACCAUUAAAGGCCACGCGAAGUGCGUCGAGUACAUCAAAAGUUUCAACCUUCCUCUGCUGAUGCUGGGUGGAGGAGGAUACACCAUCCGCAAUGUGGCCCGUUGCUGGACUUUUGAAACCGCCGUGGCCUUGGACUGCUCCAUCCCCAACGAGCUGCCCUACAACGAUUAUUUUGAGUACUUUGGACCCGAUUUCAAGCUGCACAUUAGCCCGUCCAACAUGACCAACCAGAACACCAACGAGUACCUGGAGAAGAUCAAACAGCGGCUCUUUGAAAACCUCCGCAUGCUGCCUCACGCCCCUGGUGUCCAGAUGCAGGCCAUCCCAGAGGACGCUCCUCACCCAGACAGUGGAGAUGAGGACGAGGAAGACCCAGACAAGCGUGUCUCUAUCCGUGCCCAUGACAAGAGGAUAGCCUGUGAGGAAGAGUUUUCAGACUCUGAGGACGAGGCCGAGGGGCAGGGCGGGGGUCGCAGGAAUGCCUCAAACCACAAAAAGCUAAAACGACUGAAGAAGGAGGAAGAGAAAGAAGGAGAGGAAAAGAAAGGUGAGCAGCGCACCCACAAAAAACUAACGGCAUUGAAAGGUUUUCUGAGAGCUAAAGAACUGCUUUACUUUGUAGAAGUGAAAGAAGAAGACAAAGAGGAAGAGAAGAUGGACACAUCAGGACCAAAAGAAGAAAUGAAGACCACUUGAAGCUGGGUGGAAGGAGACGUGGAUGUCCCGUUGUCCCUCAGCCCCUCCCAGACUCCUGCUCUCCUCCUGUAACAAGAGGACCUUUAUUCCUUUUUGUACUGCACCUACAGGCUAACCUGAUUCACACCUUGUUCUUAAGGAUCAGGUGAUAUGGGGUGCACAACUAUCUAGCACAGUAAAAAUAAGCCCCCCCAAUUUGUUGGUUUAAUCCCACCCACCUGGCACUUAAUCUCUGCGAGCCAUCGUGUGAAUCAGACACGUAAAAAGAAAAUUCAGAUUGUUACAGUUUCCGUGCUGGUGUUUCAGAUUUGAACCCAUCUGUGGGACUCCAGUUUGUCUAUGAUACAGAACUGGCCUUGGACCAGUCCUGCCUUCCCGUUAGCUCCUCAGCAUGCUUACUCAUCAGGCCGGCAGCAUGUUCUGAUUUUAAGUUGUUCUCCUGACACCAUCUGUACGCUUUAAAUUAUUUUAACUCACUAGUCAUUAGUUACUUCAGCCCGUCUCGUUGUAAACGUGCUCCGUGUUUUUAUGUUCGAGUCUCUCCAGAGGCUGAAGUCGGCGAGCAAACGACUUGUUUUAGAUAUUUUGUACUAUGAAUACAUAAGUAGUGUAAAUCAAUAAGGCUGUUUACAUCCUUGUGAAAU